UCAGUUACUUCUUAACAGUAUGGUUUAAAAAAAGUUCUAUCAAUUAAUUAAAGAUAAACAUAGUAAAAAAAGAAUAAGUAAAUCAUGAAUUUCUUGUCAAUUUUUCUUCUUAUUGGAAGCAGUUUGUGUAUGGAAAAUGAUUUCAAAGGGUUUGAUGACACUAUUUUGUUUGGUAUAAAUUGGCCCGGUUCGGAAAUACUUGGAGAUGAAAAUAAUAUACUGGCAGAGAGCAAGGAAGUAGUGACGGUUACAACAACCAACAAGGAGAAAUAUAAAUGCCAUCUACCAGAAGUGCACAAGAAACAGGCAUCUAACAUUGAAGAGUAUGAUGGCCCAUCCCCAAUUAUUCUACUGCAACCAUUAUUCUCUCAAAAGAUCUGUUCAUACAGACUGGAAACAUACUGGAGUUAUGAAAUGUGCCAUGGUCGAUACAUCAGACAAUAUCAUGAAGAAAGAGAAGGGAAACAAGUGAAAACACAAGAGUAUUUUUUGGGACAUUAUAAUGCUAAUAAAGAUAAGAAAGAAACAAAAGAUGAUCAAGAAAAGAAAGCUGUUAUAAAGACAACCCAAGUUGAGGGCAUGACCCUGCCAUGCUUAGAAAUUGAUAUGGAUGAUGGCACAGUCUGUGACUUAAAUGGAAAACCCCGGCACACUAAAGUGCUUUAUGUUUGCUAUGCCCAUGGGAAACAUGAGGUGUAUUCAUUUAAAGAGAUUUCAACCUGUGCGUAUGAGGCCAUCAUACUAUCACCAUUACUAUGUGAACACCCUCAUUUUAAACCAAAGGACAAGAAUGAGAAUAUCAUCAACUGUAUACCCGUUGACGAUGCACCCAAAAAGCCUAGAAGCUUACUAAAACAUGAGGUUGAAAGUCUUAAGUUUCAGCAACAAAGCUUAAAACUAGUCAAUGAAGAUGAUCAUGUUAGGGAUGUCUUAGCCGUGUUGAAAGUUGAAAAAAUCGAUGAGGAUGGGGAAGCGCAUUUGAAAUUGGAACUGCAUCCGUUGUCGGAGGAUGUGGAUGUAGAGGAGGGUCACCGGUCCACAUCGACCACCACAUCGGAAAAACCACCACCAAUUACUGACGAUUCGCCCGUCCGAGCCUUCCUGAACGGAGAGAACUGCUUGAGCGGGGGCACCGGGUGGUGGAAGUACGAGUUCUGUUACGGCCGGCAUGUGGAGCAGUACCACGUGGACCGCACCGGCGAGAAGACCACGCUGCUGCUGGGCAGGUUCCAUGAGGACGCCCACAUCGCCUGGAUCAAGGACAACCGCGGGAAGGCUCCGCAAUCCAAAGACAAGCGCACAUCAAUAUCACAUUUCUACUCUGACGGCGACUUCUGCGACGAGACUGAAAAGCCGCGCCAGACUGAAGUCAAACUGAAAUGCGUGAGGAACUCCUCCACGCCUGCUCAAGUGUCCCUCUACCUGCUGGAGCCCAGGACUUGUCACUACAUCCUCGGAGUGGAGUCACCCCUCAUUUGUGAUAUACUCCCCCACGUAGACGAAUACGGGCUCGUCAGAACCACGAAGACAGAAGAAACUGAGACCAAAGAAGUGAGCGCAGACGAAGAAACGAAAGCGAAGGAUUCAAAUAUUGGUUUUGAUUUGAAUUAAUAAACUGUUGUUGUAUU
Molecule: messenger RNA, 1628 nt
Organism: Aricia agestis (brown argus)
Lineage: Eukaryota; Metazoa; Arthropoda; Insecta; Lepidoptera; Lycaenidae
Product: endoplasmic reticulum lectin 1
Exons: 8
Coding region: 85-1611 (508 amino acids)
Biological process (GO): retrograde protein transport, ER to cytosol; endoplasmic reticulum unfolded protein response
Cellular component (GO): endoplasmic reticulum lumen
Source: RefSeq, a predicted model, not a curated record